GAAACGACUCGCCGAUGACGACUUUGCCGAGGAUGUUGACCCCUUCGGUGGCUCUGACUGGAUGUACGGCGGACGUUCGCUGAGAAGUCAAGAAAACGACGACGCUUUGGCUACGCUCGCGGACUUGGCGCCGCCUCCGCAGAAACUGAAACCCAUCAGGUGUGUUGUUAAUAAGGCUUCGCUGGAGGAUCGGCAUCCGCUUGAUAUUCUCGCUGGGAGUCUAGACAGGCUUCCGGAGAUGGGGUUUCUUGAAGACGGCUGCUUCGAUGCUCCUUUGGGGUCGAAGAUUGCUGACGUGGAGGAAAGUGGUCAGUCGACGCGUGGGGUUGGGAAGGGUUUAGGGUUUGAAACGGAGGUUCAAGGUCAAAUACAUGGACAUACACCUCGUGAUGGUGUGUCUCUGAGAAUUUCGGUAAAAAAAAAACACGACAAAUGGUGUUCUCUCGAUGGGUUUUGGUGAUUUUCACCCUGUUCAUAGCAGGCACCCUUUCAGAAAAUUCUUGGCAGACGUUGAGUGGGAAACCUCCGGUUGUGAUUGCUAGAGGUGGGUUCUCUGGUGUGUUUCCAGAUUCCAGUAGUAAAGCAUAUCAAUGGGUAAGUGUGACAAUUUCACCAAACGUAGCUCUCUGGUGUGAUCUUCAACUAACAAAGGAUGGUGUCGGAAUCUGCUUCCCUGAUCGUAAUCUUGACAAUGGGUCCGAUGUCACGGGCCUUUACCCAAAUAAGAAAGAAUGGUUCUCUGUUGAUUUCACAUGGAAGGAUCUCUCUGAUGUGAAGUGUAAAUUGGUCCAGAACGUUAAGUCACGAUCAGGAGUUUUCGACGGUUCCUACCAGAUAUUAACUGUUGAAAUUGUAGCAGAACUAGGAGCUCCCGGCCUCUGGUUAAACAUUCAGAACAGUGCUUUCUACAAACAACCUAACUUGAGUAUGAGAAACUAUGUUCUCUCUCUAUCAAAACGCGUGGAAGUCAACUUCAUAUCUUCUCCAGAGAUCAGUUUCCUCAAGAGCAUGAAAAAGGAUGUGACAAAGCUCAUCUUUAGGUUUCUGAAUCAAGACCAGAUAGAGCCAUCCAAGAACCUGAGCUAUAUAAAAACGUUUUCAUCUGGAAUCCUUGUUCCAAAAUCUUACAUAUGGCCCGUAGGUUCAGAUCUUUACCUGAAACCUCACACGUCCCUUGUCACAGAUGCUCAUAGACAAGGUUUACAAGUUUUCGCCUCGGAGUUUGCCAAUGAUUUUACAGUUGCUUAUAACUACAGCUAUGAUCCAACGGCUGAGUACUUGUCUUUCAUCGACAAUGGGAACUUCUCUGUUGAUGGUUUCUUAUCAGACUUCCCCGUGACUCCAUAUCGAGCCAUCAGUUGCUUCUCUCAUUUGGACACCAAAGAUGAGAAGCCUGGUCGCAUAACAAUUAUUUCGAGUGAUGGAGCUAGUGGAGACUUCCCAGGAUGUACUGAUUUGGCAUAUGAGAAAGCUGUGAAGGAUGGGGUUGACAUUCUUGAUUGCAAUGUCAAAAUGUCCAAGGACAAGAUUCCUUUUUGCAUGAGCUCCAUAGAUCUUCUCAACACCACUAAUGUCUUUGGCACAAGCUUCAGAAACCUGUCAUCAACAGUUGCAGAGAUUCAGGAGAGAAGUGGAAUCUACACUUUCAGCCUGACCAUGUCUCAGAUAAAAACCUUGAAGCCUGUUAUUUCAACUCAUAAGAAGGACCAUGCUUUAUUCAGAAACCCAAGAAACAAAAACGCUGGAAAGUUUCUUACAUUAUCAGAGUUCUUGCUUCUUGCAAACCGUUACAACUCUCUCUUCGGCGUCUUGAUAAAAGUGGAGAAUGCAGUGUAUUUAGCUGAACAUCAAGGAAUCAAUGUGGUCGAUGCUGUGCUAGAUAAAACGCAUAACCAAACUACUCAAGAAAGCCUGACAACUUCAAUAUCAGUCUACUUCCAGUCAACUGAUAAGUCUGUCUUAAUCGCCUGUAACGAGAAGACUAUACUCUCCCCUGGCCAACUUGUGUAUAGAGUGGAUAAAGACAUCAGUAAUGUCACAGAUUCGGCAAUCAAUGCCAUCUUGAGUUUCGCUGGCACUAUUGUCAUCAGUAUGAUCUCGGUCUUACCCUACAAUGGAGGAGGGCUUGUCAGGCUUAAGAAGACGGAUGUAGUUCCAAGACUGAAAGCACGUGGGCUUCGUGUGUUCGUAGAGACGUUUAGCAACGAGUUUGUCACUCUACCCCUUGAUCUUUACUGGGAUUCAACGGUUGAGAUAGACUUCUUUUUCCGGAGUGCUAAGAUUGAUGGUAUCAUCACUGACUUCCCAGCGACCAGUGCAAGGUACAAAAAGAACCAAUGCUAUAGAGAGACGAGUCUGUUUAGAACCGGUGAGCUCUUACCUUUCGCAAAUCCAAUGCUUCUUUCCCCAGCUCAACCUCCAUAUCCGUUACUAGUUAAGUCAGAUGUCAAGGAAUCGCCACUGCCUGAAGUAAGAAGCAAGCAGCCACCUCCUUCUUAUGCGGCAUCGAAGGCAGUGGCGAAAGCAAUACAAGUCUACUGUCCGUUUAAAACCAUUGUGGUUCUUGUGAUCUUCUUUAUCUCAGUUUAGUGUGCUUGUAACGAACUUAAACUGCAUUAUCAGGCAGUAAGACUAUGAAUAAAAAACAAUUAAUUAG
Molecule: messenger RNA, 2656 nt
Organism: Brassica oleracea var. oleracea
Lineage: Eukaryota; Viridiplantae; Streptophyta; Magnoliopsida; Brassicales; Brassicaceae
Product: glycerophosphodiester phosphodiesterase GDPDL5-like
Exons: 9
Coding region: 433-2589 (718 amino acids)
Biological process (GO): lipid metabolic process
Molecular function (GO): glycerophosphodiester phosphodiesterase activity
Source: RefSeq, a predicted model, not a curated record